Messenger RNA from Sciurus carolinensis (gray squirrel), 3980 nucleotides. RefSeq names its product adaptor related protein complex 1 subunit beta 1 (gene Ap1b1). The record is from RefSeq and is a predicted model, not a curated record. The coding region runs from base 159 to 3125 and encodes 988 amino acids. The transcript is spliced from 23 exons. Gene Ontology annotation, molecular function: clathrin binding. Gene Ontology annotation, cellular component: clathrin adaptor complex; membrane coat. Gene Ontology annotation, biological process: vesicle-mediated transport; intracellular protein transport. NCBI's taxonomy places the organism in Eukaryota, Metazoa, Chordata, Mammalia, Rodentia, Sciuridae.
GGCAGGUGACAGCCGCGGGGCUCGGAGCGGCUGGCUGCACAGACGCACCGGGUUAGGGUGAGGAGGAGGCCGCGGACAUUUUGCUGCCGAACCGAAUCGAGUCGUGGCGCCGGGAGCCGUUUGGACCUGGGGAGUGUGGCCACAGAUAAGGGACCAAAAUGACUGACUCAAAAUACUUCACCACGACCAAGAAAGGGGAGAUCUUCGAACUGAAGGCAGAGCUCAACAGUGACAAGAAGGAGAAGAAGAAGGAGGCGGUAAAGAAAGUGAUCGCAUCGAUGACUGUGGGCAAAGAUGUCAGUGCCCUCUUCCCCGAUGUGGUGAACUGCAUGCAAACUGACAACCUAGAGCUGAAGAAACUGGUGUACCUGUACUUGAUGAAUUAUGCCAAGAGUCAGCCUGACAUGGCCAUUAUGGCCGUCAACACCUUUGUGAAGGACUGUGAGGACCCCAAUCCUCUCAUCCGGGCCCUGGCUGUGCGGACCAUGGGCUGCAUUCGCGUUGACAAGAUCACUGAGUACCUGUGUGAGCCACUCCGGAAGUGCCUGAAGGAUGAGGAUCCGUAUGUGCGCAAGACGGCAGCUGUGUGUGUAGCCAAGCUCCAUGACAUCAACGCCCAACUGGUGGAGGACCAAGGCUUCCUGGACACCCUUAAAGACCUCAUCUCUGACUCUAAUCCCAUGGUGGUGGCAAAUGCUGUGGCUGCCCUCUCAGAAAUCGCCGAGUCUCACCCCAGCAGCAACCUGCUCGACCUGAACCCACAGUCCAUUAACAAGCUGCUGACAGCCCUGAAUGAGUGCACUGAGUGGGGCCAGAUUUUCAUUCUGGACUGCCUGGCCAACUAUACACCGAAGGAUGACCGUGAGGCCCAGAGCAUCUGUGAGCGGGUCACACCCAGGCUCUCCCAUGCCAACUCUGCUGUGGUGCUGUCUGCUGUGAAGGUGCUCAUGAAGUUCAUGGAGAUGUUGUCCAAGGACCUAGACUAUUAUGGCACGCUGCUCAAGAAGCUGGCCCCACCCCUGGUCACACUUCUGUCAGCUGAGCCAGAGCUGCAGUACGUGGCACUGCGCAACAUCAACCUUAUCGUGCAGAAAAGGCCUGAGAUCCUGAAGCAUGAGAUGAAGGUCUUCUUCGUAAAAUACAAUGACCCUAUCUACGUGAAGUUGGAGAAGCUGGAUAUCAUGAUCCGCCUGGCCUCCCAGGCCAACAUUGCUCAGGUACUGGCAGAACUGAAAGAGUACGCGACAGAAGUGGAUGUGGAUUUUGUACGGAAGGCUGUACGUGCCAUUGGCCGCUGUGCCAUCAAGGUGGAGCAAUCUGCGGAGCGUUGUGUGAGUACGCUGCUUGAUCUCAUCCAGACAAAGGUCAACUAUGUGGUCCAGGAAGCCAUUGUGGUCAUUAAGGACAUCUUCCGCAAGUACCCCAACAAGUAUGAAAGCGUAAUUGCCACGCUGUGCGAGAACCUGGACUCCCUGGAUGAGCCCGAGGCCCGGGCAGCCAUGAUCUGGAUUGUAGGAGAGUAUGCUGAGCGGAUUGACAAUGCGGAUGAGCUCCUGGAGAGUUUCCUCGAGGGCUUCCAUGAUGAGAGCACCCAGGUCCAGCUGCAGCUGCUGACAGCCAUCGUAAAGCUCUUUCUUAAGAAGCCAACAGAGACCCAGGAGCUGGUACAACAGGUCCUCAGUUUGGCCACUCAGGACUCAGAUAACCCGGACCUGCGGGACCGUGGCUACAUCUAUUGGCGCCUGCUCUCCACGGACCCAGUGGCUGCCAAGGAGGUGGUUUUGGCGGAGAAGCCACUCAUCUCUGAGGAGACGGACCUCAUCGAGCCCACGCUGCUGGACGAGCUCAUCUGCUACAUUGGCACGCUGGCCUCCGUCUAUCAUAAGCCGCCCAGCGCCUUUGUGGAGGGGGGCCGGGGCGUGGUGCACAAGAGCCUGCCACCUCGCACCGCCUCGAGCGAGAGCACAGAGAGCCCUGAGACAGCUCCUGCUGGAGCCCCAGCUGCUGAGCAGCCAGAUGUUAUCCCCGCCCAGGGUGACCUGCUAGGUGAUCUUCUCAACCUGGACCUUGGUCCCCCAGUGAGUGGCCCACCCUUGGUCACCUCCUCAGUGCAGAUGGGAGCCGUGGAUCUUCUCGGUGGUGGCCUUGACAGUCUGAUGGGGGAUGAGCCUGAAGGGAUUGGGGACCCUAGCUUUGGGGCACCCCCAGCAGCAGCAGUACCAGCCAGACUAGGAGCACCUAUCAGCAGUGGCCUUAGUGACCUCUUUGACUUGACCAGUGGUGUGGGCACCUUGUCAGGAUCAUACGUGGCCCCCAAAGCAGUCUGGCUCCCAGCCAUGAAGGCCAAGGGGCUGGAAAUCUCAGGCACCUUCACCCGCCAGGUGGGCUCCAUCUCCAUGGACCUGCAACUGACCAACAAGGCCCUGCAGGUCAUGACAGACUUUGCCAUCCAGUUCAACCGCAACAGCUUUGGCCUGGCCCCCGCCGCCCCCCUCCAGGUGCAUGCGCCGCUCAGCCCUAACCAGACGGUGGAGAUCUCCCUGCCUCUUAACACAGUGGGCUCAGUCAUGAAGAUGGAGCCUCUGAACAACCUCCAGGUGGCUGUGAAAAACAACAUUGACGUCUUCUACUUCAGCACCUUGUACCCGCUGCACAUCCUUUUUGUGGAGGAUGGGAAAAUGGAUCGGCAAAUGUUCCUGGCCACAUGGAAAGAUAUUCCCAAUGAGAAUGAAGCCCAGUUCCAGAUCAGAGACUGUGCACUCAAUGCAGAGGCUGUGAGCAGCAAGCUACAGAGCAGCAACAUCUUCACCAUUGCCAAGAGGAAUGUGGAGGGCCAGGACAUGCUCUACCAGUCCCUGAAACUGACCAACGGCAUCUGGGUCCUGGCAGAGCUCCGGAUCCAGCCAGGCAACCCCAGCUUCAUGGUGGCCUUGGCACUGUGGUGGGAGAGGGGUGCAGUGGUGGCUCCGGUGGUGGUAAUUUCCGUCUCCCUGUGUUUGAUUGCUGCAUGUCCACCUUCCCUGCUGGCGCCCGUGGUGCAGGACUUGGAGCUGUCCCUGAAGUGUCGAGCACCAGAGGUGUCCCAGCACGUGUACCAGGCCUACGAGACCAUCCUCAAGAACUGAGGCCAUCCAGCCUCCCCAGCCUUCUGCCAGCCCUGUCGAGGAGCCGCUGGGGGUAGCAGCACCUCCUCCUCGUGGGAGGGAUGGGGCAGGGUUCUUGGCCACCCAGGGACCACCAGGUCCUUGGGGGGCAAGAUCUCAGUGCACACUGUGCUCUGGUCACUCCUCUUCCAUUGCUGCUCACGUCUGUGGUCGGAUGAGGGGAGUGAAGGGAACAGCCGAGUGGCAAUAAAAGUUGAUGCAAGGCUGCAGGGUCCCCUUCCUCCACCUGUGCCUGGGCGUGAGUGUGGGGCUCCCUCCUUGGGCUCGCAGCUGGGCAGUCCCUGCGGACUCGGGUGUUAGAGGCCUUCCCACUGCUGCCUUGGGUUGGGUGGGCCCUGGCAGCCUGUCCUGGGUGUGUGGGGAAGGUCCCCUGAAAAGCUCCUCUAUCAGGAUCUGGGGCUCCGGGGUUCAUGGCUGUGACAGAGGGGCAGAGCUGAGCUGAGAUGAGCUCUGGGCCUGCACCACCCACCCAUGUCCAGCAGUUGGUCCCUGCGACUGCCCGCAUGGUCAAGACCAGCAGAAGCCCCCAGAGCCCCUGCCUGGGCUCCUGCUCCCCCAGCAGCCACGUUGCCCCCCACCCUUGAGGACGGUUGCUGCCUCAGAUACAUUCCUUGGCAUCCUCUUGGGAGCCCAGGGCAGGGCAGAGACAGGACUGAGGGAUGGGCUGCAGGCCAGCGGUGAGCUUCCUGCCUGGGUUCCUGCCGGGCUUCUCCAGCAUCAGCUGCCCUCUCCCCGGCUCCCCCGAGUCUCAACGUCUGACGGCGCUAGGUUCCCCUGUCUCUGCUGUUUGAUAAUAAAGAGAUUCUGCUUUUGGCA